UUUGUGGUUGCCUACAUUUCCCUCUUCUUUUUCUCAUUCACAUAAAUACGAUUUUGAUUUAAUUUCUUUAAUUUUUUUUUUCUCAUUUUUUUUCCCUCUUUCACCAAAAGAUAGAGAGAGAAACUCUGAGAGAGAAAGAGAGAGAGUAGAGCGAGGAAUGCUCGAAAGGUCGAGACUCAACCGAUCUCCAAAACGAUUCGUUUCGUCCGAAACCCUAACCCUAACCCUAUCACUUCACAGAUCGAUGGUUUCGAUGACGAAUCUUCGUUUCGAUUGAAGGAAAUCUUUGAAUCUCGGAGAUCGGUGUGACCUUCGCGGUAUUGAUUUGAUUUCGAUCGGUGAAGUCGGCGAUCUCGGCGGUGCAGAUCUGACCGGAGGGAGAGAGAGAGAGAGAGAGUGAGUGACUGAAAAAGACACGAAACGAUGCCGUCGCACGCGGAUCUAGACCGUCAGAUCGAGCAUCUGAUGGAGUGCAAGCCGUUGCAGGAGGCGGAGGUGAAAACGCUUUGCGAUCAGGCGAGGGCGAUUCUCGUCGAGGAAUGGAACGUACAGCCGGUGAAGUGUCCGGUGACGGUUUGCGGUGAUAUCCAUGGCCAGUUCUACGAUCUCAUCGAGCUCUUUCGGAUAGGAGGAAAUGCUCCCGAUACCAAUUAUCUCUUUAUGGGCGAUUAUGUAGAUCGUGGAUACUACUCAGUUGAGACUGUCACACUUUUGGUGGCUCUGAAAGUUCGUUAUAGAGAUAGGAUCACAAUUCUUAGAGGGAAUCAUGAGAGCCGGCAAAUAACUCAAGUGUAUGGUUUUUAUGACGAAUGCUUGAGAAAAUAUGGAAAUGCCAAUGUGUGGAAGUUCUUCACUGAUUUAUUUGAUUAUCUACCCCUUACAGCCCUUAUUGAGAGUCAGAUCUUCUGUUUGCAUGGAGGUCUUUCACCAUCUUUGGAUACAUUGGAUAACGUUCGAGCCUUGGACCGUAUACAGGAGGUUCCACAUGAAGGACCAAUGUGUGACCUCUUAUGGUCUGAUCCUGAUGACCGAUGUGGGUGGGGGAUAUCACCUCGUGGUGCUGGUUAUACAUUUGGACAGGAUAUAGCUGCUCAGUUUAACCAUACCAAUGGGCUCUCACUGAUUUCAAGAGCCCACCAGCUUGUCAUGGAAGGGUACAAUUGGUGUCAGGAUAAGAAUGUGGUGACUGUAUUUAGUGCUCCAAACUAUUGUUACCGUUGUGGGAAUAUGGCUGCUAUACUGGAGAUUGGGGAGAAUAUGGACCAGAAUUUUCUGCAGUUUGAUCCAGCCCCUCGGCAAAUUGAGCCUGACACCACACGCAAGACUCCCGAUUAUUUUUUGUAAUUUUCAUAUAUCUGUCUGCUGCUUGUAAUUCCCUAUUUUUCUGCUGUGUUAUUGUAGAUGUGUCUUUAAAAAGAGGAGUUUUGUUGUUUUUUAAGUUGAGGGUUAUCAUCAACAUGAUUCUUUUGUUUGGAGUUUGUCCUGCUGCUGCUUUGUUGAUUUCCUCGAGAAACUCAUAGGAGAACUUACAAAAGGCCACCAAAAGGCCUGUUUUUCUUGUAUAUUUUCGGGAGGAGGAAGCGGCAAUAACAUGGUAUAUCUUGUUCUGUAAUUUUGCAAUUUUAAAGUAGAGAGCAGAUUUCUUGA
Messenger RNA from Quercus robur (English oak), 1647 nucleotides. RefSeq names its product serine/threonine-protein phosphatase PP2A catalytic subunit. The transcript has 6 exons. Gene Ontology annotation, molecular function: protein serine/threonine phosphatase activity. Gene Ontology annotation, biological process: mitotic cell cycle; peptidyl-serine dephosphorylation. Gene Ontology annotation, cellular component: cytoplasm. The record is from RefSeq and is a predicted model, not a curated record. The coding region runs from base 424 to 1344 and encodes 306 amino acids. NCBI's taxonomy places the organism in Eukaryota, Viridiplantae, Streptophyta, Magnoliopsida, Fagales, Fagaceae.